Molecule: messenger RNA, 1994 nt
Organism: Athalia rosae (coleseed sawfly)
Lineage: Eukaryota; Metazoa; Arthropoda; Insecta; Hymenoptera; Athaliidae
Product: solute carrier family 52, riboflavin transporter, member 3-A-like
Exons: 2
Coding region: 500-1954 (484 amino acids)
Biological process (GO): riboflavin transport
Cellular component (GO): plasma membrane
Molecular function (GO): riboflavin transmembrane transporter activity
Source: RefSeq, a predicted model, not a curated record
ACUAGUGGGUGUAUAUCAUUAGCUCUCCUUACAGGUGCAAUACUAGCGUUCCAGAUUUUUCUCAAGAUAAGAAAUUUGUGACGGCAGUGAAUAACCGAGUCAAAUAAUUCCACACGACAGCGCACCACCUCACGACUCGGUCCACCAUUCUCUCCAUCUCCGCGUGUGCAAGCAUUUGUGUAACUGUAUUGAUUAGAUUUACCGCGAGACCAUCUCAACUGAGCGGGAAGAAACUCAGAAACCAAGACGACGGCUUCCUGGCAAGAGGAACGAUGCAGCCACGAUGUGGCAUCGAAUCGUCUACUUUUUCUAUCUUCAAGGUUGAAAGCGAAAUAUCGCGGAAUUGAAUAUUCUCGCAGUCAGAGUUCAUCGAUUACCGGUUUCCAGAACGGACAACAACCACUGCGGGAACGUAAGCGUAAGAAAUGCAGUGACCCCGGAGCCAUUAAAGGGCGAAAAGAUAAGACUUCUACAGCACACUUCUUGCAGAGAUUCAAUUAUGCCACGACCAAAUUCUGCAGGCUGGGAGAACGCUGGGAGCCUGAAUCCUCACCGCGUGCUGAUCGACUUCCUCGUCAUAAUGUUCGGGAUCUCAGCAUGGAUAGGCGUGAACGGAAUUUAUGUGCAGUUGCCACUGUUGAUUUCAGUGGCUCCGGAAGGCUGGUCACUACCUGCUUACAUAGUCGUAGUUAUUCAAACUGCGAACAUCGGCCCAGUGGUCUACGGUCUUUCACGCAAAUUUUUCCCCCAUUUGACCACCGAAUCCAUGUGGAUAUCGGCACUCCUUGUACUUGGCACGAUAUCCAUGGGACUGUUGGCCUUUUCGUACGACGUAAAGACAACCAUUAACGGAGUAGAGCACAGUUUAACGUUGCUGGUUUUGAUCUUCACUACGGCGUUGGUCGGAUGCUCCAGUUCCGUGUUGUUCAUACCGUAUUUGAGAAACUUCGAAGAAGUUCAUCUUGUGUCCUUUUUCAUCGGCGAAGGACUCAGUGGACUUGUACCCAGUGCAGUUGCUCUGAUCCAAGGUGUCGGAGGCAACGCUCCGUGCCACGGACAAGUCUUGAACUCUACCCACGACGUACCGCAUUUUCCCGAAGGAGCAAUGCCAGCCUUUUCACCACGCGUGUACCUUGUCUUUCUCUUUUUCGUUCUGGGAUCAUCAACCUGCGCUUUUUGGAUCCUCGAAGGUCUACCGAUGGCUCGAAGACAACGAGUCGCAAACAAACUGACCAACAACUCGGGCUUUCACGAUUCCACGCAACUUUAUACCGGUGAAAAAAACACAAUUUCCGAGAAGGAUUGUGAACGGUUCGGGAUGCCCAUGGACGGCCAGGUCAAUGAGAUAAUCGACGUCUCGAGUCAAUCGGAUGUGGAAACAAGACAAGAGAGCGAAUGCGGACCGCAUUCGAAUCCCAGGUCCUCCGGGCUAGGGGCCAAGAGCAAGGGUUACCUUUUCAUGCUGAUGGGUCUCAUCUGUUUAGGGGGCAACGGCUUCUUACCUGGGAUACAAUCCUAUUCUUGUCUCCCUUACGGUAACUUUGCGUACCAUUUGACGGUGACGAUGGCUCACCUUGCGAACCCGAUUGCCUGCCUUCUCGCUCUUUGGCUGUCGUCUCCGAGUCUUCGUGGCAUCACGGGGAUUGCAGCCCUCGCCUUUGUUGCAGCUUCGUACGUAACUUGGCUCGCAUUUUUGUCUCCCACGCCCCCAUGGCGCAGUUCCAGGAUUGGCAUCGUUCUUGUCAUUGUUGCUUGGAUAUUUCUGACCGGUCUUGUCACCUAUGCAAAACUCGCCAUUACCGCAAUAUUCAGAAGAGAGCCGGGCCCUAAAGAACUGUUUUACGUGGGUAUUGUCACCCAAGUUGGAUCCGCCGUAGGUGCUGCAUUCUCCUUUUCUCUCACAAACUACACAACACUGCUCGUACCGUACUCGACGUGUGAGCCAUCGGCGUGACUUACACUUCGGAUGCGAGGAAAUCAACGACGCGGUGUUA